AUGCGAGAACGUGGUAAUAAGUAUCGCACCUUCGUGGGAACUUUGCUAAUGGUGGUGCGCGAAGAGGGGUGGCGCGGUCUAUAUCGCGGCUUGGGCACGCACUACAUCCGUCAAGUUCCCAACUGCUGCAUCAUGAUCGGAACCUACGAGUGGGUCAUUUAUCUCCUCUACUCCUGUAACCUUGUCUCGUCCAAAGCCGUUAGCGGUGACAACAUUGGUGACCGGUGA
Hydatigera taeniaeformis is the source of this 228-nucleotide messenger RNA. NCBI's taxonomy places the organism in Eukaryota, Metazoa, Platyhelminthes, Cestoda, Cyclophyllidea, Taeniidae. The record is from the annotation of a GenBank genome assembly.